GCGGGGCGGGGCCGCGGCCGCGCACGGGGCGCGGGGCGAGCGGCCACCGUUGUUGCGCCUGCCGGCCGCAGCUGCCGGGGGCGUUCGGCUCGGCCCGGCCCGGCCCGGCCCGCGGCGGCGACAGCGACAGGGGAAGCGGCUUUGGCUGGUGUCUGAAAGCCCCUGGGUUGAGGUGGUGGUAAGAAGUAGCGGAGCCCUGCCGGGCGGGGGGGAGAGGCAGUGCGGAGGGCCAGGCUCUGGCUGUCAGCGGGAAACUGCUUCUCCUCGGCGGCAGCGGCAGAGAAAGUGCCCCGGCUUCAGCGGUUUAGUGACGACUUUGUGCCUUCAGAGGGGACUUACGCUCCACAGGGUUGUGUUUGUAGUCUUGUGCGGCUGUUGGGGAGUUGAUCCUUCUUAGCAGGGAAACUCUCCUCACUUCCUUUUUUAGUUAGCCGGAGCGAUAAUCCGCAGCACAGGGACCGGUUUACAGCUGGAGGCUAGCGGUCUGUUUUAAACAUAUCGGAAAACGUUUCAGUUGGGGUGCCGGGAAGGCUGGUUUGAGCGAUGCCCCAUGACUCCCUCACAGGCUUCUCGGGCUGAGUUUCCUCGAAGAAUCCUCCCUUGUGGAGGCACCGACCUGCCGGGCUGGUGUCGUAACUGCUGAAUGACCUGGCCUUACAGCAACUGGCCACGAAAAGGAAUUUCAAAAAAGCUUCAGAAGCCACUUGGAUCUGUGUAGUUUUCUACUAGUAUAUCAGUGUGUUACUUACUGUCGUCGUUGCUGCGUUGCGACUCUCCUGCAUUACUGCUAGCUGUAGGGAUGGGAGUGCCGUUCAGGUGUAAGUGGAAGACUACCUUCAGUAUAACCUUUGUACCCUGAUAUGUCAUCUCGUUUAACUAAGUCAGCUGUCCUCAUGACUGCUCCUCAUAAUAUAGCUUAGGAGGAUAUAUUUUAUGGUAUUUUGUUUGCUACUUCUGAUCUGAGUUCUUUAGUAUUGGUGUACUACAGAGAUAACUCAUGGUGGCGUGAUGUCCCCCCACAUCCCUGCCCCUUUCUUUUGUCAUUUAAGUUUCCUGUUUUGAAUCAACUUUUGAAACUGCGUUCCCAGGUUAUUCUCCCAGCCGUAAUGGAUAUUGCAUUAAUUUUUCGAGAGCAGUAAGUUAAAUUCAGGUAGUUCAGGUAAGAGGACUUCCAAGAGCCAUAUUAACAAGAGAAGAAUUUGGGUAUAUUAUUUUUUAAAAAUAGUACAGAAAAAGAUCCCAAAAUGCUUCUCAUUGACUUCUCCAUGUCUCUUGUAUAUAGGCAACUAGGAACACAGUUGCAGACAAAACUGCAUUUUUUCAUGUACUUUUCAAUGCUUGGAUAGUUAGUUUUUUUGUGAUAGAAACUUUAAACCACUUACGCAUUUUUCCGGUACGUUAUGACUCCAUAACCCUGGGUGGGUCCAAAGGAGAUAAGGACUUCCUGGAUCUCUUAGUUCUGGAACGCUGUGGUCCAUAGUUGAGCUGGGGCUGCGGUGAAGGUGGCCGUGGUAGAGGUUGUUCCAGAUCAGUCCGUGAAACACACGGGACCCCCAAGGGCAGGAAUUGCUGUGGGCAUACAGGUGAAGAUGCAGGAGCCUGAACUUAUUGCAAAAACACUACGAGCUGUUCUUCAUCCCUUUAAGAAUGGCAUACCUUUGUCAGAGCUUCAGAGUGAAUACAGAUCUCUGACUGGCGAGUUGAUUCCCUUCAGGCAACUAGGACAUGGCACACUGGAGGGCUACCUGGAGAGCAUCCCAAGAGUGGUCAGAAUGGAAGGGAACAAAAUGGGAGAGGUCAUUUGCCAUGCUGUUGCUUGCAGCGAGACUUUCCCAAUUGCUCAACUGGUGGCCCGGCAGAGAAGUUCCAAGAAGAAAAUGGGACGGCAAGUGAACUGUCAGAUGAGACUGAAGAACACGUCUCCAGUCACAUUAGCAGGAAAACCCAAAGGAACUUUGCGACAGCCCAGGCCUUUGAGUGUGCAAGAAGAAGGCAGCAAGAGGCCCGUUCCUCGCCUGUCACGAGGCAGAGGAGUGUCAUGUGAAGUGGUGAAACCCACUGUGGAGAGUGGCCGAUCUGCCUUGCCUGCAGCGGCUGGGAGUGGACCGUCUAAAGAAAUUCCCAUGCAGAGGCACGUCACUGUGGUAAACAGGCCUGAGAAGAGACUAACUGUCCCACCACGGUUUCAAAAGGAGUUGCAAGUUCACCUGUCCAGAAGCUCUUCCUUAGAUUCAAAUGAUAACCUGAAUAUAUCUGUUGCGGAGACACGUACUGUUGCCUCUGGCCCUCCUCCUACUCCUAUCCAUGAAGUUCAAAGUCGUAUUAAGGAGAUACUCAGCAAGUGCAGCAGUGGUGUUUGGGUAUCAAAGAUACCACAAAUCUACCGGGAAAUGUACUGGGAGGACCUUAGCACAACGGUGCUUCGUGAACUUGAGAACUGGCCUCAUGUGUGCACAGUGGAGAAAGUACACAGAGGUGAUCAGAUGGACGGGCUUCUUUAUCCUGCCAAGAAAAUACCCCCGAUAGCAAAAAGUGAUACAGAGCAAGAAAAGGCAUCUCAGAAUGUUACAUCCCCAAAAGCAGACCCUUUGUUAAAGCCAAAUAUGGAGACCACAUCUGCACCACUUAGUAGUGACUUAAAGCAGAAGGUUGUUAACAUCUUGAUGAAAUAUUCCAGUGGUCUUUGGGCUAAUGCACUUCCCAAAUUGUACCAAGACACUUACGCAGUAAAAUUUCCGGAAGACAUUCUGAAUAACCUAGAGUUGCUCUCAGAUGUAUGUGUAGUGGACUAUGUAUCUGAAGCUCCCAGAAAGGCCAUCCUCUACGCUAAACCCCAGAGAUGCGUUGAUGAAAAUCUGAAUGUCACUGCGAAGGUCCAGAGGUAUGAUGGUGUGAAGGCAACAGCAGAACAACAGUAUGAAGGAUCCAAGGACCAGUAUCCAGAAAACAUCACUGUUCCUCCUCUAACCAUUCCAUCGGAAGGAUCUGUGUCCGUCAUAGUGUUGGAACUGAAAAACACUAACGAGGUCCUAAUUAGGUAUGUCGGCAAAGAUUAUUCUUCUGCCCAGGAACAAAUGGAAGAUGACAUGAAAGCGUAUUAUAGUCAGAAUAGCACAGUAUCACUAGCUCAGUCUCCAAGUGUUGGGCAACUUGUUGCGGUACAUGCUGAAGAAGAUGCCUGGUUGCGUGCUCGGAUAAUUUCUCUAGAAGACAACAGGAUAAAGGUAUGCUAUGUUGAUCAUGGCUUCAGUGAGUUUGUUGAAAGCAACAGUGUGUACAAACUACAGAAACGGUUCACUUUGCUUCCAUUUCAAGCAGCAAAAUGUAAACUGGCAGGACUGGAGUUCUUCUGUGAUGAUCCUGUCCUGGUAAAGACUGUGGAAUCACAGACAUGCUCCAAGAUAUUUGCUGUGGAAAUACUGGAAAAGAGUGAUAUUCCUCUUCUUGUUCUCUAUGAUACUUCCGGCGAAGACGAUAUCAACAUCAAUGCUACUUGUCUGAAGGCAUUGUAUGACAAGUCCCUUGAACUGCAUCUAAAGGUAGAUGCACUAUAUACAAAUGUCAGAGUAACCACUGUUUUCUCUGACGGAAGCCUGUGUUGCCAAGUGCCAUCCAAAGGCUUGUCCAGACUUUCUGAAAUCUUGCAAAAACUAGAAGACUACUUCCAUUACAAGCAAACAUCUGAGUUUAAUGUAUCAUUACCUUUCUGUGGCAAAAUCUGCUUGUUUCUUUCCAAAGGAAAAUGGACACGUGUAGAGAUAAAGAUUAUUCAUACUAGACGGGCACUUGAUGUGCAAUUCUUGGAUACUGGAACAGUUGCAACUGUAAAAGUAUCAGAGCUUAGAGAAAUCCCACCACAAUUCCUGAGAGAAGUAAUUGCAAUACCUCCUCAGGCUAUAAAAUGCUGCCUAGCAGAUCUGCCUCCUAACACCGGCAUGUGGACUCCAGAUGCUGUACUGUGGCUGAGAGACACUGUAAUGAAUUGUCCUGAAUUUAGCAUGAAGGUGGCAAAGCAGGACAGUUCAAAGGGAAUUGUACACGUUUACUUGUUUGCUCCAAAGAACUUCCCAGACAUGGAUCAUAGCAUCAAUCGACAGAUCAAAAAUGCAGACUUGUGGAAGCACCAGAAAGAUGUUUUCUUGAGUGUUACACCCAGUGGGACUGGCUCCACAAAAGUGACAAGCGAUGCUCUUUCAGCUCUACGGUUAACUAGUGGAAGGCUAGAGAAAAGUUCCUCUGAUCCAGGCAGAGAACCCAGCAAUGUGGUGUCUAGCACUGCUGUGCCUCCGCCUCUACCUUUGUUAAAGACUGGUGAGCUCAUGGAUGUCUAUGUCCCAGUGGCCUGCCAUCCAGGUCACUUUAUUGUCCAGCCUUGGAAAGAGCUACAUAAUCUGGAGGCCCUAAUGGAAGAAAUGAUCUUGUACUACAGCAGGGCAGAAGAGAAACCUGUGAACAUAGAAAAAAACAAGCUGUAUGCAGCUAAAAUUGAAAAUCAGUGGUACAGGGUCAUAAUAAAAGGAAUUCUUAGAAAUGGGUUUUUGUCAGUAUAUGAGCUGGACUAUGGUAAACAUGAGUUUGUCAGCAUAGAGAACGUACAGCCACUCAUGGAUACGUUUAGAAAACUACCUUUCCAAGCCGUAACAGCCCAGCUUGCAGGAGUGAAAAGCCAGCAGUGGUCAGAAGAGGCAUCAAUAGUGUUUCGGAAUCUUGUAGAGAAGAAACCCUUGGUGGCACAGAUACAGGCAGUUAACGAAAGCACUAACUCUUGGGAUCGAAAAAUAGUGACCUUCCUCGUGGAUACAUCUCUUCCAGAUACUGAUAUUUGGAUUCAUGAUUUUGUGUCUCAAAGUCUUGUGGAAUUUUCAAAGGAUGAUUAAUUGCCACUUCUGAAAUGUAGCAGCUCAGAUUAUUUAGCAAUAAUAUAAGUAACAGGUUUUGAAGAGCAACUUAUUUACUACAUGGCCUUGGAGACAUAAAGGGGAUAAAACUUUAAAAUCUGUAUUCUGUGAAAAGGUUUUGUUUAACAAGUUUGGUUCUGUUGAUUUCAGUUGACUUUCUGAAAAUUUGCACUUUGUUUACCAUUGUAAUGCUAGAAUGUUUGGGUGAAAAUAUUAAAAAAAGUUAUUUAUCGAUAAACAA
Molecule: messenger RNA, 5139 nt
Organism: Columba livia (rock pigeon)
Lineage: Eukaryota; Metazoa; Chordata; Aves; Columbiformes; Columbidae
Gene: TDRD7
Product: tudor domain containing 7
Exons: 18
Coding region: 1590-4877 (1095 amino acids)
Source: RefSeq, a predicted model, not a curated record